UCUCUUCUCUCUCUCUCUCUCUCUCUCUCUCUCUCUCUCUCUCUUCACCAUCUCUCACGAUCUCUCAGGCCUCGGCUCUCUCUCUCUCCCUUCACCAUCUCUCACGCCUCUCUCACACCUCUCUUCACCAUCUCUCACGAUCUCUCAUCUCCAUCUCUCACACCUCUCUUCACCAUCUCUCACGAUCUCUCUCCACCAUCUCUCACGCUUCUCUCCACCAUCUCUCACGCCUUAGCUCUCUUAAAGGUUUGGACAUAAAUCACAACAAGAUAAGACAAGAAGAAUGGCUGAUGACGUAAGUAUUUUAGGCAGUUCUAGUUUCUUAGAUUUUUUGUAAUUGUUUUUUCUGCUAGUUUAGCUUGUUUGUCUAUUGAUGAGACUUGUUAUUUAGAAAUGGACCGAUGAAGAAGUUAGGUAUUUCUUUGCUCUUUAUGCUGAUGAGAAAAAGAAAGGGAACAGACCAAGGAGUGGCAUGAAUCUAGCUGGAAGAGAGUUCAUCGUAAAUAAGUUUGAAGAGAAAUUUGGUAAGAGAUGGAUAUGGGACAGGUUUAAGAACAAGGUUGAUAUUAGUAGAAAAGCAUAUGUCAAGUUCAAGAAGCUUACCCACAAUAGAACCGGGCUUGUCUAUGAUGCUUUGGGAAGGUUGGAGAUGCCGGAUGCUUGGUGGGAUCAACGCAUUGCGGAAUGGCAAGGUGCAAGAAAGUAUAAGACCAAAGUGCCUCCAAACAUGGAUGUGUUUGAAGCAGAGUUUGGCGCUGUUACUGUAACUGGAGCAGAAGGAUGGUGUGCUCAGCAAGGAGAAGCUAGCUUAGAUUCUAGAGUAGAUGCAGAGAAGGAUGACGAGUCUGAUUCAGUUGACACUGAGAUAUGCUUAAGCCAGAGAGAUUGCUUCAUAGAACAGAUCGAGGUGCUGGAUGGAAUCAUGUUCAGCAGCUUAUGCACGGGUCAGAUCAACAGUGCUAUGAUAUUCUUCGCAUGAAUCAGAGGACAUUUCAAGAUCUGUGUAAAAUGUUAGCAACGAGAUAUGGGUUACAAGAGACGCAAAAUGUCUAUAUUGAAGAAGCGGUUGCAAUGUUCCUUGAAGUGGUGGGUCAAGAUAAGACAGUACGGGUUAUUGCACAAAGAUAUCAGCGUUCGUUGGAUACAGUCAAAAGGAAACUUGGUGAGGUUUUAAGUGCUCUCUUGAAAUUUGCUGCAGAUGCACUAAAACCAGAAGAUGGUGAGUUCACAAGAGUAUGUCCUGCUUUGAGAAAUGAUGAUCGAUACUGGCCAUUUUUUAAAGACUGUAUUGGAGCAUUGGAUGGAACUCAUAUCUCAGUCCGUCCUCCUAAGCGAAAUGCAGAAGCAUACAGGGGCAGAAAACAGGAGCCAACCAUGAAUGUCCUUGCUAUAUGUAACUUUGAUAUGAAGUUCAUAUAUGCUUAUGUGGGUGUGCCGGGUAGAGCUCAUGACACAAAGGUAUUAACUUAUUGUGCGAGGAAUGAGCCUUUUUUUCCACAUCCGCCAAAUGGAAAGUAUUAUUUGGUUGAUGCUGGAUAUCCCACAAGAACAGGGUAUCUUGGUCCGUAUCGUAGAGUUCGAUAUCAUCUCGAUCAGUUCAACAGAGGAGGACCACCAACGAACACUCGAGAGGUGUUCAACCGGAGACAUUCAAGCUUGCGAUCAGUGAUUGAGCGGACAUUUGGAGUGUGGAAAGCAAAAUGGAGGAUUCUUGACCGUAGGCAUCCAAAAUAUGGUUUGAUCAAAUGGAUAAAGCUAGUGACGGCAACGAUGGCUCUACACAACUUCAUACGUGAUUCACAUCGAGAAGAUAAUGAUUUUGUGCAUUGGCAGAGAAGAGAAGAAUAUCAUACUCAUGGUGAUAAUGAUGAAGAAGAAAGAGAUGAAGAGGAAGAUGAAGAUGAAGAUGAAGAUGAAGAAGAAGAAGAAGAUGGUGAUGGUCAUGGUGGACAUAUUCCAUAUGAGCCGACUGGUGAUAGAGCCAUGGAAGGUUUACGUGAUCGUAUUGGUAAUGAGUUGAGUAGAGGAUAUCGAUUACCUUACUAGUUUAUUUGAUUUGAGUUUGUACUGAUUAUUAUUAUAAGUUACUCGUAUGAUCACUUUUUUUUAUUAUUUAGACUUUUUCAAUAUUCUAAGUUACAAGGAAUAAUAUUCAAGUGUAGACUUUUUAAUUA
Molecule: messenger RNA, 2174 nt
Organism: Brassica napus (rape)
Lineage: Eukaryota; Viridiplantae; Streptophyta; Magnoliopsida; Brassicales; Brassicaceae
Exons: 3
Coding region: 868-2046 (392 amino acids)
Source: RefSeq, a predicted model, not a curated record